GUGAAUUCCUGAAGACUUCUGGCAGUUGCUGAGAUGCGGAUUUGCUCCUGAGCUUGUCACUCCGAAGGUUUUCUGGAGUCAGCUUUGCUUUUGCCUCCUUGCUUCAGCUUCUUUUUUAGCUGCUGCUGGUGCUGCAGCUUCCUUCCCCUCGCGUGCCCCGUCGACCAAGCUAGAAGCCGGUACCAUGUUCCGCCGAAAGUUGACGGCUCUCGAUUAUCACAAUCCAGCCGGCUUCAAUUGCAAAGAUGAAACAGAAUUUAGAAAUUUUAUUGUUUGGCUUGAAGAUCAAAAGAUCAGACACUACAAGAUUGAAGACAGAGGAAACUUAAGAAACAUCCACAAUAGUGAAUGGCCUAAGUUCUUUGAAAAGUAUCUCAAAGAUGUUAACUGCCCUUUCAAAAUUCAAGAGCGACAAGAAACAAUUGAUUGGCUUCUUGGUUUAGCUGUUAGACUUGAAUAUGGAGAUAAUGCUGAUAAAUACAAGGAUUCCACACCUGAUAAUGCUAAAAAUGCUGACAAUGCAGCUAAAAAUGUAGAGCCUCUGAUUAAUUUGGAUGUGAAUAAUCCUGAUUUUAAAGCAGGAGUAAUGGCUUUGGCCAACCUUCUUCAGAUUCAGCGCCAUGAUGAUUACUUGGUUAUGCUUAAGGCAAUUCGCAUUUUGGUUCAGGAACGCUUAACUCAGGAGGCAGUUGCGAAGGCAAAUCAGACAAAAGAGGGCUUACCUGUAGCUUUAGAUAAGCACAUCCUGGGUUUUGAUACAGGAGAUGCUGUUCUUAAUGAAGCUGCCCAGAUUCUUCGAUUGCUACAUAUAGAAGAACUCAGAGAACUACAAACAAAAAUUAAUGAAGCCAUUGUAGCUGUUCAAGCAAUUAUUGCUGAUCCAAAGACAGACCAUAGAUUGGGAAAAGUUGGAAGAUGAAUAAAUUUAGAAUAGCAGCCUGUCAUCUUCUUAGGACACCUAGGAACUAUGCAUAAUUCUGGCAAUGUAGUUUCAAUCAAAUGUCACUGUUUAGGGAAGGAAAAAAACCAGAAAAUUUUGAAUUCUUACCAUGUUGUGUUUUCCUUUUAAUAAAGUUUGAAGCAAUGAA
Molecule: messenger RNA, 1088 nt
Organism: Monodelphis domestica (gray short-tailed opossum)
Lineage: Eukaryota; Metazoa; Chordata; Mammalia; Didelphimorphia; Didelphidae
Gene: RTRAF
Product: RNA transcription, translation and transport factor
Source: RefSeq, a predicted model, not a curated record